AUGGCUGCUCAUCCUCUUCUGCCCAAUCUCCAUCUCGCGACAACAAGGCGGUCAACUAUGGACCCCUCUUCGACGAUACGAACGAAUCCACGGUUCGCCGUCUCCUUGACCACUGCUGUGAAGGCGGCAACAGCUAAUGCUGCCUUUUCUAAAUUCGCCGAAACCUGGACUGGGAGCCUGGCUGUAGGAAUGUCGGCAGAUUUGGCAGGGCUCGACGCGGACUGGGACCCUGAUCAUUUGCUAAAUGCCAAAGUACGGCAAACUCGGUAUCGGGGACAAAAGGUUUUCGAUGCUGAUUGA
Molecule: messenger RNA, 300 nt
Organism: Exophiala spinifera
Lineage: Eukaryota; Fungi; Ascomycota; Eurotiomycetes; Chaetothyriales; Herpotrichiellaceae
Exons: 1
Coding region: 1-300 (99 amino acids)
Molecular function (GO): hydrolase activity, acting on carbon-nitrogen (but not peptide) bonds
Source: RefSeq, a predicted model, not a curated record